AUGAGAAAUAAAGAUAUCAAAAAAUCUUGGAGAAAUUCAUAUGAAAAAAGACAAAGUUUACCGUCAGAAUGGCUGCAAACAGAUAUUUAUCGUACAAUUUAUAGGGAUUAUGCCUAUCCGGAUCAUGAUAUUCGGUUCUAUAGGUCACCAUUAGAAUACGAUUUUUUGAAAAGUACGUUGGAUUCAUGUAUGCAGUUAUCUGCAAACCAAAACUUUGAUUUUGGUGAAGAUACGUUUUUAGAAGAUGAUUAUUUAUAUCCUGGAAUAGAAGAUGGAAAAAUCAUUGAUGAUAUGAAUUCAUAUAAAUCUAUGAAUGCACCAAUAGAUGAAAUAUAUGGUAAAGCGGUUGCAUUAUUUGAUUUUAUACCAGAACAUGAAAACGAAUUUGCAUUAGUAAGAGGACAACAAAUAUGGAUUUCAUAUAGACAUGAGCAGGGAUGGCUAGUUGCAGUUGACCCUUUAACAGGUGAUACAGGACUCGUUCCUGAAGAAUAUGUACGAAUAUAUGAUUCUAAUAAUAUUUUUGGUUAUGAAAAUAUAGGAAGACCUAUAUCUAUUGAGCAAAGUAAAGAAUCUAUUAUGGAAGAUGAUUCCCAAAAAAAUGAAACAAAAAAUCAAAAUAAUUUUAGUGAAAAUCAAAACAUAAAUAAUAUCAUAAAGAAUGAUACUUCUAUGUUAAAUUUCCAGUAUUCUCAACUAAAUUUAGAAGAUAAAGAUGAAUAA
This is a messenger RNA of Pneumocystis jirovecii RU7, 723 nucleotides long. RefSeq lists its product as uncharacterized. The record is from RefSeq and is a predicted model, not a curated record. Lineage: Eukaryota; Fungi; Ascomycota; Pneumocystomycetes; Pneumocystales; Pneumocystaceae. Gene Ontology annotation, molecular function: protein binding. The transcript has 2 exons. Bases 1 to 723 code for a protein of 240 amino acids.